Messenger RNA from Penicillium canariense, 1410 nucleotides. RefSeq names its product annexin. The coding region runs from base 1 to 1410 and encodes 469 amino acids. Gene Ontology annotation, molecular function: calcium-dependent phospholipid binding; calcium ion binding. NCBI's taxonomy places the organism in Eukaryota, Fungi, Ascomycota, Eurotiomycetes, Eurotiales, Aspergillaceae. The record is from RefSeq and is a predicted model, not a curated record. Gene Ontology annotation, cellular component: cytoplasm. The transcript has 2 exons.
AUGUCCUACCAAUAUCCCCCCAACCAGCAACCCUACGGUGCGCCGCCAUAUGGCCAUCCUCAGGGCGCACCUGCACCAGGUCCUCCGCAGGGCUACUCACAACAGCCUCCUUACCCUCAACAACAGCCUUACGGCGCUCCGCCCGGCCCCCCACCGACCGGUCCCCCCCGCAGGGUCACUAUCCACCCCAGCAGGGCUACGGCCAGCCUCCUCAGCAGCAGGGCGCAUACUACGGCGCUCCUUCACCUCAACCUCCUGCCCCCUACGGCGCGCCACCGCACGGGUACCAUGCGCCUCCCCAGCAGCCUCCAUAUGGUCAACCCCCGCACGGUCAGUCGCCCUACGGACAACCUCCACCUGGCCCCCCCUCCAGCUCACGGUGCUCCUGGAUACGGUGCGCCUGGCCCAUAUGGUGCUCCCGGCGGUGCUCCUCUGAUGGGGCCUCCGGCCCAACCAUCCCUGGGCUAUGUCCCCGGCCAACUGGCACCGGGCGACUUCCGGCAGCAAGCGGACGCCUUGCGCAAAGCGAUGAAGGGAUUCGGUACUGACGAGAAGGCACUGGUCCACGUGCUCUCGCGCCUCGACCCUCUCCAAAUGGCCGCCGUGCGCGCCACAUACUCGAAACACAUCGGGCGUGAUCUGUACAAGGAUGUCAAGUCCGAGACGGGCGGUGACCUCGAACAGGGGCUGCUGGCCGUGAUCGAGGGCCCCCUCAUGCACGACGUGGCUUGUGUCCGUGAAGCCAUCCAAGGCGCCGGCACAAAGGAGUGGCUCCUGAACGACGUCCUCCUCGGCCGGUCAAACGCCGAUCUGAACGCCAUCAAGGCCGCCUACGAGCGUACCUACCACCGCCAGCUGGCCAAGGACGUCGAAGACGAUCUCUCCUUCAAGACGGCCGAUCUUUUCAAGAUCGUGCUCCAUGCCACCCGCCACGAAGAAUCGACCCCGAUCAACCCGCAAGCCAUCGAAUCCGAAGUGCGCACCCUGCACAACUCCACCGCCGCACGAAUGGUCAACAACGUGACUGAGGUCUGCGGGAUCUUUGCGCGGUCGUCGGAUAACGAGCUGCGCGCGAUCGAUCAGGCUUUCCACGGCCGGUACCAUGCCUCGCUUGAGAAGCACGUCGAGAAGGAGUUCUCGGGCCACAUGGAAGACGCACUGCUGCACAUGCUGCGCACGGCGACGGAUCCUGCCAUGCGCGAUGCCAUCCUGCUUGAGGAGUGUAUGGCCGGUAUGGGGACGAAGGAGGAGCGGUUGAUUGUGCGCGUGGUCCGGUUGCACUGGAACCGGAGUCAUAAGGAACAAGUUAAACGUGCUUAUCGGCAUCGGUUCCAGAAGGAUCUGAUUGAACGCGUGCGCGCGGAGACGUCGGGUGAUCUUGAGCGGUUGCUGGUUGCGCUGCUCGAGUAA